Messenger RNA from Enterobius vermicularis (human pinworm), 2493 nucleotides. The record is from the annotation of a GenBank genome assembly. Lineage: Eukaryota; Metazoa; Nematoda; Chromadorea; Rhabditida; Oxyuridae.
AUGGCUAAAGAACUUAUUUUUUUUUGGUUUUUGUUGUUAUUUAUCUUUAGAUUACAAGCCAAGGAAAUGUUUUUACACGGGUAUCGUGCUUAUAUGAAAUAUGCAUAUCCUCACGAUGAGCUUAUGCCAUUGUCUUGCAAGGGCCGCCAACGAGGUGUUACUCCUACUAGAGGCGAUGUCGAUGAUUCCUUGGGAAACUUUUCUUUAACAUUGGUGGACUCUCUGGAUACGUUGGUAGUAGUCGGAGAACUAGAGGAAUUUGAAAAAGCUGUGAAAUUGGUUGUGUCGAAUAUUAGGUUUGAUGCAGAUCUCGUUGUAUCUGUUUUUGAAACCAAUAUCAGGAUGGUUGGCGGCUUAUUGUCUGGGCAUAUUUUGGCUAAGUUGAUCCAGUCACAUGAAAAGAACCUUCUUUCGUGGUACAACGACCAGCUUUUACAAAUGGCUCGAGAACUUGCCGAUAGACUUUUGCCUGCUUUCAACACAACAAGCGGUGUUCCAUAUUCCAGAAUAAACUUGCGUUAUGGGAUGCAAGGUUAUUUGCGCGAGCAGAGGGACACUUGCACUGCAUGCGGGGGAACAAUGCUCCUCGAAUUUGCCACGCUGAGUCGUUUGACAGGGCUUUCUGUUUAUGAAGAAAAGGCCAAAAAGGCAAUGGAUUUUCUGUGGUCGCAAAGGCAUCGUAGUUCAAAUCUAAUGGGGACUGUAUUGAAUGUUCACUCCGGGGACUGGGUUCUUCGAGAUGCAGGGAUUGGUGCAGGCAUCGAUUCAUAUUAUGAAUAUUGUCUCAAAGCUUAUAUUUUACUUGGUGAAGACGAUUAUCUGUAUCGGUUCAAUAAGCAUUAUGAGGCAAUCAUGAGGUAUGUCAAUAAAGGACCACUAUUUGUUGAUGUUCAUAUGCAUAAACCUACUGUUGCUUCACGUUCCUUCAUGGAUGCACUACUUGCGUUCUGGCCAGGUUUACAAGUGUUGAAGGGGGACAUAAAAUCUGCUAUAGAAUUCCACGAAACCUUAAAUUUGGUAAUACAGAAACAUAGAUUUUUGCCUGAAGCAUUUACACAUGAUUUGCAAGUUCACUGGGGGCAGCAUCCAUUGCGACCAGAGUUUAUUGAAAGCACUUAUCUUCUCUAUCGUGCGACAAAAGACCCAUAUUAUCUUCGCGUUGCUAGAAAUGUAAUAAUUUAUUCCUUGAACAAAUAUUGUCGUGUAAAAUGUGGUUUUGCAGGCGUUAAAGACUUAAGAACUAUGAGUCAAGAAGACAGGAUGGAUUCUUUUGUUUUGUCAGAAACUUUGAAAUAUUUGUAUAUGAUAUUUGCCGAGCCUUCGGAUAUGCUUUUCGAUCCUGAUAAUUAUGUACUGACAACAGAGGCUCAUUUUCUACCUCUAAAUAUAGCUGAUGUCGGAGUUAAUGAGAAUAAGGUGUUGCCACGGCGAAUGUUGAUUGAUCCAACGAACGGCCAAAAGUAUAGAGCAGCUUGCCCGAUAGAACCGUUGUCGCGCUCUUUAGAUCAUUUUAUUGGUUACGCUCACUUUCUUCGUUUAAAAGUUAGAAGCAUAAUAGGAGAAUUAACGAGGCAUUCUUCUGAUUCCCAAGCAACGUCUGUUUGCCCUCACCCGGCUGAAAGACUUAGAGCUUCGGCAUUUAGCUCUUCUAAUAGUGAACACGUGCGGCAGUUACAGCAAAUGGGUAUUGAAAUUAGUGUUCAGUCUGAUGGGCGUCUGCAGCUUACUCAUAUUCCCACAAUGGUAUUUUUUAAAAUUUUUAAAAGCAGAGUUUUAGAUCCGGGAAGGACUUAUGGAACGGUAGAGGUUCUUUCCCAGCCUCACUUCGGAUCCACAAACUAUAAAGGGUCACCCGCACAGUUUGGUCCGGAUUUAUCGGCGGAAGCUAAGGGCAGAUUGGCAGUCCCAUUUAGAGGUUGCAGACCUUUAAUCAAUGAAAGGGAAAUUUAUGGUCAUAUUGCAAUAAUACAACGACAGGAUUGCUUGUUCCAAGAGAAAGCUAGGUUUGCACAGAAAGCCGGUGCUGUCGGGGUGAUUAUAGUCGUGGGAACAAGCGUUGAAAGUUCACUUCCUUUCGCAAUGUCUGGGGACACCAACGUAGAAGACGACAUUAAGAUUCCAGUUGUAUUUCUGUUCCACAGAGAAGGCCGGAAAUUGAUUCAGGAAGUGGAGAAUGACCCUAACAUCAUAAUUCGUAUAUCAGGUCGUUGCGCAAGGCCCCAAUUUAUUUUUGAAAAAUUCCUCGUGUAUGGUGACUAUGCUUGCGAAAGCCCUGCUCCUUUUCCACAAUUAUUUGAUUCAUCAGUUCCCUUCGUUCUUUUCAAUUUCCGCUUUAGUGGUGUCAACGACCAGAGUGAUUUGGCUUUAAAACAAAAGGCUUACUCAAUAUUAUUUAAAUUUCCUGUGGAAGAAGAAUUUUAUAAUUUAAUAGUACUGGUCAGCAGUCUGAAAUUCUUCGUCGGUUUAUAUGUCCACUUGUUUUUAGGCUGUUGA